GAUGUUUUCAAGUUGCCCCCUGUGCAACUUAGAUUAUAAAAAUCUAAGUCAGCACCUCAAAGUGACCCACCUGGUCAAAAACAGGGAGGAACUGAGGCUCCUGCUUGCAUACAGCUCGGGGAGGUUCAAAGGUAAUGAGGACCUGGUGUGUCAAAUUUGUGAUUUGCCCUGCAAAAGGCUGGAUCGUCAUCUGGCGAUCGUUCACAAACUCGAUACAACCGACCUUCAAGAUGAACUUGUCAGGUCAAAACAAAGAGUUAUUAUUAAAACACUUCAAAAACUGACCUGCAGCAAUGCAAAUCCCCCACUUGUGACCAAGCCUGAAGAGCUUGGGAAAGCGGUGGACACAAGUGGGGGGGGGGAGCCUAAUCCAUCAGAGGAUGGUGUUGAAGACAGAGAUGCUGGCAAGAAGCUGACUAAAAUUCUUGCAGAAAACAAAGACUUGAAACUACAAAUAUCUGUCUUACGACAGAGAAUUAAAGUACUUGAAAGUCGGUUGACUGUUCAAGUUGUCAGAAAAAAAUUUGACAAAAAAAAACCCAACCAGUCCUCUGAGACCCAAUUUGAUACAAUUUUAAUGACCUAUGAGAAGUUCCUCAGGGGACCAUUUCCCACCCCUAAACGGAGCCAGAAUGCGAGGCAGAGGGUGGAGACUGUGCGCCAGUUUUUAAAUUAUGCUUUUAAAAUGAGUCCCACUUGUAAAUGGGACUCCAUUUUAAAUGAGGAGGUUUUCUUUGGUUUUGUCAAAAUGCUCAAAGAGCACAAAUAUCGUGCCACCACAAUGGUCCACAAGUUUGUGGACCUUUCAAACUUUUUUAAAUGGGUUAAGGAAGCAAGUCCAGACGGGGUACGUGUCUCAAAGAAAGCCCUUAAACGGGCGCUUCUCAUUAUAAAAAUGUGCAAUAAGGAGGAGACCAAAAACAUGCAGGCAUGGCAGCAGGAGGUCCACUUAAUGAAAUCUGAAAACCUUUUGGAUCCUGCUGCCCAUGCGGAGUUUAUAAGGGCCGCUUCAGAGGUUCUUCCAAAUAUAUUGGAAAAACUUCAGCAUGGGGAGAGCCAUCUGGACCUCUUCUUUGGACUCCUCGGUGGGGUCAUGAUUGCCACCUCUGGCCACAGGCCAGGGGUAAUCAUGAACCUCACCGUGGAGGAAUUUCAGGCCUCCAAAGAAGGCAGGGAUGGCCAUGCCAUUUUUAUCAAAAAGCACAAAACAAGUGCGACAUUCGGCCAUGCAAUACUCCCCAUCACAAAGGGGGAGUUUAAUUGCAUGGCCGAAUUUUUAAAACUGCGUAAAAGCUUUGAGGGGAGCCAGUCACCCCACUUCUUUUUUAAUUCAAAGGGUGGGGUGUACAAGGGCCUCCUCAAAGCUUUUAUGGCUGCAUGGGAAUUUUUGGGCCUCCCAAAACCAGCCCCAACAUUUAUGGCCUUGAGGACCUCUAUGUCCACUCAAGUGCAGAAGCAUCUUAGUCACAAAGAGGUCCAAAAUGCCACGGCACUCAUGUGCCACAAGCCACAAACGGCCAUGAAAUUUUAUAAGGCGUACUGUUCUGUGGAAGAAGCUUUGGAGCUUCGAAAAACCAUGAGUAAUUCAAUUCAACUCUCCAGGAAACAGAUGGUAGAGUCUGGUUCUUCACUGAUGUCAAAUAAAGGUUUGGUUGAGGACUGUGACGAAAGAAGUGUCUGUCCAGUUGAAACCAUGGAGACUGUAAAAUCUGUGGCCCUCCAGUGUACAGCUAAAGCAGUUAAAUCUAAACAGGGUGAUCAAGAGACUGAGACUGUAAUUCCCCAGGGAAGACGCCCUCACCAGGAUGAAGAGUCAGUUUCAGUUGAAGCUAUUGGAGUAUUUUCUUCUGGGGCAGAUGAGAAAACCCAGGAGCCGACUGAAGAAACCGUAUUCGUGUCUGAUAAUGGCAACACAGUUGAAGCUACCACAACUUCAUCCACUGCUGAGCAAGAGGAGCUAAUUAAGUCUCCACCUGCCAACAAAAUUUGUGGCAGACAAAGAAGAGCAGCACAGACAUCAAAAAAGGAAAUGGCCAAAGCACCUGCUGUGUUGUCAUUAAUUGAAGAGGAAAAUCUGAGUGAAGAGGUUUUUGACCAACCCGCUGUAGAUACUAGCCCACAUUUACCUGUAACUGAAGAACACACAGAAACAAUGGUAAAAUCUGUGAGGGGAAAUAGGAACACAAAACAGUCAAAAAUGACCGUUGUAGUUGAGGUCCAUCGUGUUGCAGACCCUGAACCAUCAGUCGCUGUCGUGUCUAGCCGUGAACAUAAUGCAGUUACCAAGGCAAAGUCUGAGGUUACAGAGAAUGUGGCUUCAUCAGAAAAGCCUGUUAAGCCUGUUAAACAUACCAGGAGAACAGCAAAAGCUCCUGGAUCAAAGAAAGAAAAUACCAUAGCACAAGCAGAUUCUGAAUUUGUUGCAGCUAAUGAAAAUGUCAAGCUUUUGAGAAGAGGAAAGGCAGUGGCUCCCUCUGCCCCCAAGACGUCAACUUCCCUUAAAAGGAAAAGUAAUGUGGCGAUUGAGGUAGCAGAUGAGUCCAUAAAUGAGGAACCUUUACCAAAGAGAAGAGGCAGAGUAGCCAGCAGCUCUGAAAUUGUAGCAGAGUUUUCCACCAAAGAGAAAACAUCUGAAGCGGAACCAAAAAAGGCUAAGCCUACUCUUAAGAAAACUUACAAUAGAGUUGCAAGAGGACAAAAAAUGACAGCCCAAGAACCAGAUCCAGCACCUACUAAGGCUCAAGCAUCUGUUUCAGGUUUGGUUGAGGACUGUGACGAAAGAAGUGUCUGUCCAGUUGAAACCAUGGAGACUGUAAAAUCUGUGGCCCUCCAGUGUACAGCUAAAGCAGUUAAAUCUAAACAGGGUGAUCAAGAGACUGAGACUGUAAUUCCCCAGGGAAGACGCCCUCACCAGGAUGAAGAGUCAGUUUCAGUUGAAGCUAUUGGAGUAUUUUCUUCUGGGGCAGAUGAGAAAACCCAGGAGCCGACUGAAGAAACUGUAUUCGUGUCUGAUAAUGGCAACACAGUUGAAGCUACCACAACUUCAUCCACUGCUGAGCAAGAGGAGCUAAUUAAGUCUCCACCUGCCAACAAAAUUUGUGGCAGACAAAGAAGAGCAGCACAGACAUCAAAAAAGGAAAUGGCCAAAGCACCUGCUGUGUUGUCAUUAAUUGAAGAGGAAAAUCUGAGUGAAGAGGUUUUUGACCAACCCGCUGUAGAUACUAGCCCACAUUUACCUGUAACUGAAGAACACACAGAAACAAUGGUAAAAUCUGUGAGGGGAAAUAGGAACACAAAACAGUCAAAAAUGACCGUUGUAGUUGAGGUCCAUCGUGUUGCAGACCCUGAACCAUCAGUCGCUGUCGUGUCUAGCCGUGAACAUAAUGCAGUUACCAAGGCAAAGUCUGAGGUUACAGAGAAUGUGGCUUCAUCAGAAAAGCCUGUUAAGCCUGUUAAACAUACCAGGAGAACAGCAAAAGCUCCUGGAUCAAAGAAAGAAAAUACCAUAGCACAAGCAGAUUCUGAAUUUGUUGCAGCUAAUGAAAAUGUCAAGCUUUUGAGAAGAGGAAAGGCAGUGGCUCCCUCUGCCCCCAAGACGUCAACUUCCCUUAAAAGGAAAAGUAAUGUGGCGAUUGAGGUAGCAGAUGAGUCCAUAAAUGAGGAACCUUUACCAAAGAGAAGAGGCAGAGUAGCCAGCAGCUCUGAAAUUGUAGCAGAGUUUUCCACCAAAGAGAAAACAUCUGAAGCGGAACCAAAAAAGGCUAAGCCUACUCUCAAGAAAAUUUAUAAUAGAGUUUCAAGAGGACAGAAAAUGACAGCCCAAGAACCAGAUCCAGCACCUAGUAAGGCUCAAGCAUCUGUUUCAGGAAUCAACACUCGAAAAGUAAGGAGUGUGAAAAAGUAGAGAAAGUAGAUGUCCCCACAGAGGCAGCUCCUGUCAGAUGCAGCAGGAGGAAGUAAAGCAUUGAUUUUACAAAGUGAUCUUAAUUAUUUAUUCUGUGUAAUCUUGAAAUUUGUGUGUCAUUUCUUUAUGCCUUUUUCAAAAAGAAAAUUUUUUUCCAGUGUAAUUUUAGCAGCUUUUAUCUUAGGGUAAACUGUGUGUACACUUGUCAGAUGUUUUUUCUCUUAAAUUCAGACUUUUUUAGUUCAAGAAAAUGUUUAAAGAAUUCCUAAUUUUGAACUGCUAACUUUGUUUAAACACUUUUCUUCUAUAUUCCUUUUUUUUAUUUAUUAAAAGAAUAAAGUAAGCCAGGGGUGCAAAAUCAGGCUUGAUUGGUCAGAAAUCUUAACCCCAAGAGUGUGUUAUUUGCUGUAGUGUACAUGUGACCUGCCUGAAAGUUUUCAUUUAAACGAUUUUUGUCAAGAUUUUUGUUUGAUUAAUUUUACUGGUUUCAUCAAGAUAAUGUACAAAUCAAAGCUGUCAAUGGAAGAUAAUUAAAUAAAAAGUUUUAAGGUUAAA
This is a messenger RNA of Carassius auratus (goldfish), 4459 nucleotides long. RefSeq names its product proteoglycan 4-like. The record is from RefSeq and is a predicted model, not a curated record. The transcript has 13 exons. The annotation marks the transcript as partial. NCBI's taxonomy places the organism in Eukaryota, Metazoa, Chordata, Actinopteri, Cypriniformes, Cyprinidae.